AAUAAUUAAUUUAAAUUUAAUCAUAAUUAAAUAAAUUAAUGUUUAAAAUCAAUAAAUAAAAUAUGGAAUUGCUUCUAGAUCCUAAUAUACGAGGAUGGGUGUUUUUACCAAUCGUAGUAAUAACGUUUUUAGUUGGAAUUGUUAGACAUUAUAUAGCAAUGUUAUUAUCAUCACAGAAAAAAGUUGAAUUGCAACAAUUGCAAGACAGUCAGGUGAUGAUAAGAGCGAGAUACCUCAGAGAGAAUGGCAACUAUUUACACCCCCAAUCAUUCCUGAUGCGAAGACAUUUCUUCAACAACGAAGAAACCGGUUAUUUCAAAACCCAGAAACGACCUGCCACAAAUAACAACCCCAUGACCGAUCCAAGUGUUAUGACAGACAUGUUAAAAGGAAACAUUACUAAUGUUUUGCCUAUGAUUGUUAUCGGUGGCUGGAUUAAUUGGAUGUUCUCAGGAUUUGUUACAACAAAAGUGCCAUUUCCGUUGACGUUGAGGUUUAAACCGAUGUUACAAAGAGGUGUGGAAUUAGCUUCAUUGGAUGCUAGUUGGGUAUCAUCUGCCAGUUGGUAUUUUUUGAAUGUUUUUGGUCUGCGCAGUAUCUACACUUUAGUUUUAGGGGAAAAUAAUGCCUCUGAUCAAACCCGAAUAAUGCAAGAACAAAUGUCCGGAGCAGCCAUGGCAAUGCCACCAGAUCCAAAAAGUGCAUUCAAAGCCGAAUGGGAAGCUUUGCAAAUAAUCGAACAUAAUUGGAAUUUAGCAAAUGCAGAUCAGCAGCUUUUAAACAAAGCCAACAAUAGCACUUCAUAA
Ctenocephalides felis (cat flea) is the source of this 806-nucleotide messenger RNA. RefSeq names its product ER membrane protein complex subunit 3-like. Gene Ontology annotation, cellular component: EMC complex; membrane. Gene Ontology annotation, biological process: protein folding in endoplasmic reticulum. The coding region runs from base 63 to 806 and encodes 247 amino acids. Lineage: Eukaryota; Metazoa; Arthropoda; Insecta; Siphonaptera; Pulicidae. The record is from RefSeq and is a predicted model, not a curated record. The transcript has 4 exons.